Molecule: messenger RNA, 1842 nt
Organism: Penicillium soppii
Lineage: Eukaryota; Fungi; Ascomycota; Eurotiomycetes; Eurotiales; Aspergillaceae
Product: PARP-type zinc finger-containing protein
Exons: 5
Coding region: 1-1842 (613 amino acids)
Molecular function (GO): DNA binding; zinc ion binding
Source: RefSeq, a predicted model, not a curated record
AUGCCGUAUCGGUUUGAGCUCGCUAAAUCUGGCCGCGCAGGCUGCCAAACCAAAGAAUGCAAGGACCAACAGGUCAAGAUAGGAAAGGGUGAACUCCGGGUUGGCAGCUGGAUUGACACUGAAUCCCGCCAGUUCUGGAGCUGGCGCCACUGGGGAUGUUUCACCCCUCGCAUGGUUCAGAACAUGUGUGCCGCCAUUCAGAAGGAGGGUGAGCCCGAGACAUUGCAGUUCGAGAUGCUGGAUGGCUGGGACGAGCUAGGUGAUGAGCACCAGGCCAAGAUUAUCCAGGCUCUUCAAGCGGGCCAUGUUGAAGAUGACGAAUGGAAUGGUGACCUUGAAUGCAACCGCCCUGGUCAAACUGGUAUGCGUCUCAAGGGCAAAGAAAAGGCUGCUAAGGCGGCCAAGGAAGCCAAAGAAGCCGAGGAGGCCGAGGCCUCUGGCGCUAGCAAGAAGCGCGAUUUGAGCGAUGCCGAAGGCUCUGCCAACGAUGAAGAGCAGCCUGUGAAGAAGAAGCGUGGCCCCGGUCGUCCCAAGAACAAAAAUGAGGAUGUUAGCACGGCCAAGAAGCGUGGUCGCAAGCCAGCCACUAAGAAUGCUGCUGAAGAGAAAGUUGCUGAUAACAGCGAUUCCAACAUGCCAGAUGCUGAUGAAGAUCAUGUCUCUGAGGAGGAGGUGCCCGCCAAGAAGAAGGCUGCUCCUCGUGCUAAGGCAACCCCUGCUUCAAAGGCCAAGGGUGGCGUCAAGUCCAACGAGGCAACCAAUGGUAAUGCUUCUAAGACUGAGAAGGAUGCUCAACCCAAGCGUGUUAGCAAGAAGAUUGUGGACCAGGCCACCGAGGAAGAAACCAACGAAUCCUCCACUAAGCCUAAGCGUGGUCGCAAAUCGGCUGCCACCAGAGCUGCCGAAGAAGCCGCAAAGGAGGACAGCAAUGAAUCGCCCAAGGAAAAGCCCAAGCGCGGUCGCAAAUCGGCUGCCACCAAGGCCGCCGAAGAAGCCGCAGGGGAGGACAGCAAUGAAUCCACCGAGGAAAAGCCCAAGCGUGGUCGCAAGCCAGCUGCCAAGAAAAUUGCCAAAGAAGCUGCAAGGGAGGAGGGUACUGAAUCCCCCACUAAGCCUAAGCGUGGUCGCAAGUCAGCUGCUACCAAGGCUGCUGAAGUAGCUGCACAGGAGGAGGGUAAUGAAUCCCCCACUAAGCCUAAGCGUGGUCGCAAGUCGGCUGCCACUAAGGCUGCUGAAGAAGCUGAACAGGAUGAGAACAAUGAAUCCCCCGAGGAAAAGACCAAGCGUGGUCGCAAGCCAGGCCCAAAAAAAGCUGUCGAAGAAACUGCAAAGGAGGAGGGCGACGAAUCCCACGAGGAAAAACCCAAGCGUGGUCGCAAGCUAGCUGCAAAGAAGGUUGCCGAGGAGACUACCCGGGAAGAGACCAACGAGGCUACCGAGGAAAAGCCCAAGGCCAAGCGUGCUGGUCGUAAGUCAGCUGCCACCAAGGCUGUUGAAGAAGCUGUGCAGAACGAGAAUAAUGAAUCCCACGAGGAAAAGCCCAAGCGUGGUCGCAAGCCAGCUGCCAAGAAGGUUACCGAAGUGACUACUCAGGAAAAGACCAACGAAGCUACCGAGGAAAUUCCUAAUGGCAAGAACGGUGACAACAAUGUAACGGACAACGCUGCAGCUGCAGAUGCCAUUGUGGAAGAUGCCACCCGGUCCACCAACCAGCCUGCCGAUAACAUUACUACCGACGUGGUUGAGAAGCCUCAGCAGAUCGUUGAUGAGCCCGCCGAGCCCUUCGCUGAGAAUAUCGAGAGUACCGCAGGAGUUGAGGUCGAGACUGGCGGGGCAAAUUAA